AAUGAAUACAAAGUCAUCCAUCCCUACUUUUAUUCUUAAAACUUAUUAAAUGUUGGAAGUAUAAUAUGUAUUUAAUUAUUUAAGGAUCAAAAGAACACUAAUAUAAUUAGUUGGACCUCUUAAGGCACUGCAUUUAUAGUUUACAAUUAAAUUUUAUUGGAGAAAGAAGUUUUGUAGAAUUUCUUUAAGCAUAGUAAUUAUUCAAGCUUUGUAAGGUAUAUAAAUAAGAUAUAUGAUUAUAGAUAAUUGAAUUUAUAUAAUUUUAAAAAGGUGAAAUCAAAUGAAGGUUAAAUAUUCAAGCAUAAGUGCUUUCGUAAAGGCAUGAAGUAAAGUAAUGUUUAAUAAUUUAGAUCUAUGUUAUCUUUUAUCAAAAGAAAAAAUUAAGAUGAUUCAGUAGGAGGGUCUAAUAAUCUAGUUUAAGAAGAGCCAAGUAUUUCUAUUAUAUAUAUUGUGUAGCCAUACAUAUCAAGGAAGAAUAGAAUUUAUUUAAGGAAUGUGCAAUUGACAUUAAAGAAACAAACAAUAAAUUAAAAGAGGACAUGAAAUUAUUAUAAGAAACAUCUUCAUAUUUAAUUGAUUAAAUGCAAAAUCUUAAUCAUGUAUUUAUUAAAUAAGACACAAUAGUUUGUUUAUAACUAAAGUGUAGAUAUAGAGGUUAAGUUUAAAUAAGUUGGAUAAAUGUUGCAUGCAAUCAAUGAAGAAUUGAGACAAGAGAGUAAGAAUUCAAUUUAAAUUCUAGAUAAAAGUGAAACCAUAACCAAUAAAUUUUUAGAUAAAAAGGAAGAAUCAUUUUAAGAAUCAAAAGUUGGUUCUCCAAAUCCAUAUGUGGAUUACAAUAGUACAGCCCUAAAUCCAUUAGAUUAUGAGUAUUUUAUAGACUCAUUUCUAUGA
This is a messenger RNA of Paramecium pentaurelia, 891 nucleotides long. NCBI's taxonomy places the organism in Eukaryota, Ciliophora, Oligohymenophorea, Peniculida, Parameciidae. The record is from the annotation of a GenBank genome assembly.